This is a messenger RNA of Armigeres subalbatus, 1389 nucleotides long. RefSeq lists its product as uncharacterized. Lineage: Eukaryota; Metazoa; Arthropoda; Insecta; Diptera; Culicidae. The record is from RefSeq and is a predicted model, not a curated record. The coding region runs from base 217 to 1359 and encodes 380 amino acids. The transcript has 2 exons.
GCUCAAUCCAGCGGGGAGUGAAAAUAUGCAGUCAGUAUUAGAGCAAUCGUUAAUUAGAAUACAGAAAAUAUUAAUCAUAUCACACAAUGUUUUGAGUUCUACGUACAUCACGUAGAUCUUCGAAUACCCAGCAUACGACAUAUCCUAUUACUAAACAAUCAAGUGAAAUUUUCUAGUCAAAUAAAUUACGCGCCUCUUUAAAUCGUGUAACUAAAAAUGAUUCGCUCGGUGUUUGGCUGCCUGGGGCGUCUAUUGCAGUUAAUUCGUAACAAUAUCAAACCUUUGAUAUUACUAACGUCGCUAGCUGUUUUCGUAUGGCUUAUCGUUAAUACCACUAAUAGGCCGGAAUUCACUCGUCACUCGCAAAGCAUAGAAAACGUCGGUUCCGAUAACUUGGAGAACAUCAACCCGGAUCAACGAUGGAGUAAAAGUUCGGUGGACAUAUUCCUUCGCUUACUGGAUAUUGAAGGGAACGUGACGGACCUGGUUGUUCAGAGCCAAGAUGAAGGCUGUCCGCUGAAGGACGAGUACAUCUUCAGUGCAUUCGGGGCAGACACCUUAGAAGAAAAUCUGUGGCAGUACUAUACGCUUAUAGCUCUUCGGCAGAAUCUGGCGUUUUCCAGUGAAGGAGGAUUUAUUAUCGUGCCAUACCUUCCGCAGUCGACCAAACAACGAUUGGAUCAAAUAUUUGAAGUGGUUCCCAUGGACAUCAUCAGCGAGCUUCCUUUCGAUUGCUUCGACAUUGGCAAUGCCGUAAUCAUCAAUAGUUCUACUGACGUCAUCCGUCCCCAGAGCCGUGAUCAAAUACACAUUAUGGACACCGGAACCAGACGGUAUCGAGAUCUAGCCGUUACGGAUUGGAAAAGUGAGAACGCAAUGUUUUCCUUUAGAGCAACUAAUGCGGCUAGUAUACGAUUAAGCAAACUACGCGACCUUGGAGCAAAGAUAAGGCCUGAUAACGAGUCCGGAGUGGAAUUUGUUGGCAUCUAUAUCCGUGUAGAUGAUUCCUUACCGUUUGAUUACUUCUACCGAGCGAUCACUUUCCAGCGGAAGCUGCAUUUCGCUCGGCUGAUCUUUGUGGUUAUCUGUGAAGAUCAUCAAAGCAAACUAUGCAAACGGAUACACGCACCGGAGGAGGAGAUUUAUGUUCAACCAACGAAAGCGAACGAUCCGGCGUACGAUUUCGCGUUGAUGUCUUUAUGCAACCAUACGAUCGUGUCCAACAAUAUGGGCAUAUUCCACGCCCUGAACAACGGAGGUGACGUAGUAGUUUAUGAAUUUGAAGACACGGAUGAAAGGAUUCACUAUUUACCGUGGUUGUUAGCUAACGAACUAGAUACUUGGUACAUGUUAGGAUAAAGAUAUUAUUAUGCGAAUAUAAUAUUCAUU